This is a messenger RNA of Harpegnathos saltator (Jerdon's jumping ant), 1433 nucleotides long. Its product is annotated as tetraspanin-17. Gene Ontology annotation, cellular component: plasma membrane. The record is from RefSeq and is a predicted model, not a curated record. NCBI's taxonomy places the organism in Eukaryota, Metazoa, Arthropoda, Insecta, Hymenoptera, Formicidae. Bases 364 to 1302 code for a protein of 312 amino acids. The transcript is spliced from 6 exons.
CUCCCCUCUUUUUUUCCAUCCACACCUUUCUACUUCCUUCCGGUUCCGUCCGGUCGGUCGCGCAUGAGGGCAUGCAACGCAAGCGCGACUACGAACGCCAGAAGUGUUCCUGCGGACUCCAUCCACCACGAGCACGCACGAGAGGUUUUCAGUCCGCGUACAAACGCGAUCAGAUCCACUUCGAAAAUUGUCCGCUGAGACAGUCCGUGACUUUUUCAAAUGACCUAAUCGUGCGAGUGUCGGACUAUUAUGCGGUGCACGGAGAGUGUUCGUCGAGACUUUAUGCGACAAGCAGUCACCACUGAUCGCUAAAGUUAUUAAUCGCUGACAAUUAUUUCAAGUUAAUAUACGAAAAACGAAACCAUGAAAAAUAACAAAGUGCUUCCAUCGCGCGCUUGCGUCUGUUGCGCGAAUAUAAUUUUCUUGGUGUCGGGAUUUGUGUUGAUAUUAUUGGGAGGAUUACUGUUGGCCGAUGACGAGCGAAUUUUACUGUCGCGUCUACUAGGAGCUGGUGACAUCUAUCCGGAUCAGCCAAUCUUCUAUUACCUGGCAUUCGCAUUAGUUGCGUCAGGAUUUCUUAUCGGGCUCCUCGGAUUCUGGGGAGCCUAUCUCUAUGAUAAUUGCUGCUUCACGACCUCUUACCUCGUGACUGUAAUCCUACUGUUCUUCGGCGAAUGCUCCGUUUGCAUCAUCGCGAUGUUUUGGCCUCACCUGUUGGGAAUGGAUGUAAGACCAGCGCGUUUGAUACGCGCUUUACAACGCAGCUACGCCGUUCCCGGCCGUGAGCAGUUCACAGCGGCUCUUGAUCUGGCACAAACGGCAUUCUCCUGUUGUGGCAUCAACGGAAGCAACAAUUACGGCACGUCGUGGUGGCGGCUGCAGGAAGUCGGCCGAAGAGAAUUAGUGGUGCCUCUCAGUUGUUGCACCCUGAAUAACGCCAAUGAGACGGACUCCUUCCUCAACCCUGUGCCUGCCAAUCUCACUCUCUGCCAGACUCUGAACCCUGCUGAACAUCAAUACGCCCGACACACAGUGGGUUGCCUCGAGCACAUCGAGAAAUGGAUGCAGAAUCAGGCACUGAUCCUCUUGGCCAUCGUACUAGCCAUCAUGUUUGUCGAAGUAAUCGCGCUUCUCAGCGUACUCCUCGCCUGCUCGCGGGGAAAGAAGAGGAGCAAGUCGCAAACAUCGACAUUUACCUCCACGCAAACCCUCAGUCCGUUCGCGGAAAGUGAUCAUGAUUUCGGCAUGGGAAUCGAGAACAGAAUACACACGGCCGGAACGACUUUCGGUGUGAAGUCAUGAAGAUGGCUAGAGGGCGGCGAAGGGCGACAGGCUAUCGACAAGGAUACGAAUAAGCGAGAAACUAUUAGCGACGAUUCCAAGUACAGCAUCUUAGUACCAAGCGGCAAGAGCAUAAUCGAGGAAUGGCGGAA